This is a messenger RNA of Lindgomyces ingoldianus, 3798 nucleotides long. RefSeq names its product Rad4-domain-containing protein. Gene Ontology annotation, cellular component: cytoplasm; nucleus; nucleotide-excision repair factor 2 complex. Gene Ontology annotation, molecular function: damaged DNA binding; single-stranded DNA binding. Bases 1 to 3798 code for a protein of 1265 amino acids. Lineage: Eukaryota; Fungi; Ascomycota; Dothideomycetes; Pleosporales; Lindgomycetaceae. The record is from RefSeq and is a predicted model, not a curated record. The transcript has 5 exons. Gene Ontology annotation, biological process: nucleotide-excision repair; mismatch repair.
AUGGCAAAUUCAUGGUGUGAAUGCAACCGCGCUUUCCAUCUCUGUCCUCAAGCGGUUGAUAUUUCAUUCAUCCCCACCGCCGUAAGACAACCAACCCAUCUCUGGAAAAUCAUGGCGGGCCCUCGAAGUAGUAUACGUAAACCAGCCUCUGCGCCUACAGGCGGACGGACGACUAGGAGAAGUAAGGCAUCACAGGAAGAUGCAGAAGUGCCGGAAGUUUUUCAGGGUAUGCUCUCUGAGGCGACGGCUUCGAAAGCCGCGGGGUCCGACGAGGACAGCAAGCCGCUGAAGAAACGAAAGACGGCACGAUCGAUGCGUAACAAUGAAUCAAAUCCUUCUCUUGAGGCUCUUACAGCCCCCCUAUCCCUAAACCCCGAAACAGAGUCCCAACGUCCCCUCUCGAAAGCAGCUGCGCCCGACGACGAUGCCGACGACGAAACUCACCACAUGCUUCAAACAAUAACGGAAUCUGAAGAGUCGGAUGGAAGUGACAUGGAAUGGGAGGAUGCGCUGGCCCCAGGUGACGAGGAAGAGGGCUUAGAUGUUGACGGGGACGCUUUGCCUGAGGUGGGUGACAUCUCUAUCACAAUUGGAGGCGAUAAAGGUGAGGGAAAGAGGCCAAAGCGGGCCCGGCGACGCGGAAUAACGUCUGUCGACAAGAAACGGAGACUUGAAAUUCAUAAAAUGCACAUUCUCUGUCUUUUAUACCAUGUCCAUCGGAGAAACACUUGGUGUAACGAUGGGAAAGUGCAAGCUAUUAUGCGGAGAAUGCCCUCACCAAAGACGCUCUCAAAUCUUGUCCUCAAUCCUGAGCUCUCACAAUCACAAGCGUCCAAGCGCUUUUUGGAUGGCAUGCACGAGUUGAAACUGUUGUGGUCGAAUCGGUUUUCGGUGACCGCGAUUGGGAUGCAUAAGCCGCGAUGGGUCGAUGCCGACGUAGAAACCCAAUCCUUUUCCCUAUUCAACGAACUCGAUGAUCCCAUGGAUAGACAAGAUUUUCGCAGAGCUGCGACAACACUUCAAGGCUCCCAAGACGUUGGUGCGCAGCUAUUCUGUGCUCUCCUCCGCGGAAUCGGUGUUGAAGCUAGGCUCGUGUGUUCGCUCCAGUGCCUACCCUUCGCAUCUGCAGCACAAGUUUCCACACCUCCGAAGCCGAGCUCUCAAACGAAGGUAAUGAUUUUAAAUCCAUAUAACAAAGAGGAAGCGCCAAGCCCAUCAAAAAGCGCUCUCACGGCAAAUCCAAAGGCAUCUACACCAGCUCGACCCAAACGACUAUCACGACUUGAACGCGCUUUGGGAGAACGAAGCGCUGCAUAUAACUCAGGCGUUGCUCCUAAACAAAAGAAGAAAUAUCACACUGCCUACCCCGUCUAUUGGGUUGAAGCAUUCAACCCUGUGGUACAGAAAUGGAUCCCAAUUGACCCGCUGUCAACCUUCACAGUGGACAAACCAGAGAAGCUCGAGCCUCCACUGAGCUACUCACAAAACAGUCUCGUGUACGCCAUAGCGUUUGAAGACGACUCCACCGCCAAAGAUGUUACCCGUCGGUACGCAAAGGCCUACAAUGCGAAGACCCGAAAGUUCAGAGUCGAAUGCACCGAAGGUGGUGCGAAGUGGUGGAAACGGGCGCUCAAACUCUUCAGGCGUGCAGUGCUGCUUGACAGAGAUCAAGUCGAGGACGCGGCAUUGGCACGUAAGGAGGCUGCGGAAGGCAUGCCUAAGAAUGUUCAAGACUUUAAAAACCAUCCGGUUUACGUGCUUGAACGGCAUGUAAAGCAAAACGAGGUAAUUCACCCCAUGAACCAGGUUGGCAAAGUCAACGUUGGGAGCUCAAUGAAUCCGAAAAUGGAACCAAUAUAUCGACGGAGAGAUGUCCAUAUCGUCAGGAGUGCUGACAGAUGGUAUCGUCUUGGGCGAGACGUGAAGGGUGGGGAGCAACCGCUGAAACAUGCUAAAUUAAAUAAAGGGUCCCGUCUCUCAAUGACGCCAGGGAUGGAGAUAGAUGACAGCCAAGAGGAGGUAGGAGCGGGACUCUACGCAGCCUUUCAGACCGAAUUAUAUGUUCCUCCUCCAGUCGUUCGUGGUCGCGUUCCUCGCAACGGUUUCGGCAAUUUAGAUCUUUACGUUCCAUCCAUGGUUCCGAAAGGCGGCGUCCAUAUUCGUCACCAGCAUGCAUCUAAAGCCGCGCGGAUCAUUGGCGUUGAUUACGCCGAUGCAGUCACCGGAUUCUCUUUCAAAGGUCGUCAUGGCACGGCUGUUGUUCAGGGCGUGGUUGUUGCUCAAGAAUACGCUGAGGCGGUAGAAACCGUCCUUCAUGGCAUGGAGUAUGCACAAGAACAAUCUAAGGCUGCCCAGCGAAGUGUAGAAGCCCUAAGGUUGUGGAGAAGAUUCUGCCUUGGUCUACGUAUCGCACAAAGAGUCAACGCAAUCGAGAUAGAUGGCGAGAAGGGCAAUGUGAUGAAUGUUCAGGAAGAGAUUGAGAAGGUAGACAGAGAACUUGCUGCAGCUCAGUUAGCAGGCGGUUUCUUUCCCGAGGGCGGUGACGCUGGAGAGGUAUCGGCCCCUUCUUCAAGACUGUUCAAAGGCUCAUCUCAUAAUGAUCACUUCGGGGGCGGGUUCGUGCCAAGUGAUGAUGACGAAGAUGACGGGUUUAUACUAGAUGGAUCAAAUGGAGACGACGGACUCGGUCAUGAAGAACAAACGACCUUCGGCAGCGCUCUUCUUGCACAACAGCAUAUCCGCCCUCAAAAAUCCGAUGACUUCGGUGGCGGAUUCAUGCAGGACGACUAUGAAGAAGAUGGGGGUUUUGUUUGCGAGGCGUUUGCAACAGCCGGCCCCUCAAAUUUAAGAAGCGAGAAACUAGAAGGUAGCUUCAUACAGACCGACGGAGCAGCAGAGGGUAGUGGAAGGGACUUCAUCCGAUCGCGCGACCAAGAACCUAGAAAGAAUACUGGUGAGAUCACUGCAUUAGCGCGUGAUCACGAGAUGGCUCAGCCCCUUCAUGAAGAACCAACAACAAAGCCUUCUUCACAGCUGAAUAGCCCCGAAGAGACUAUCACUAGCAAUCAAGUUCCAGGUGGUGACCAGAAAGAGAUAUACCUUUCAGUCUCGUCACCUUCAGAUGGUGGAUCACUACCUCUAGAAGAUCCAGAGGACGAAGACGCGGAUCCGGAGUGGCUAUAUCUUCCAGUUCUCGCUACUUCUCGUGCCACGGCCUUAGCUUCCAUUCACUUCCUCCUUGACAUAUUCUUACCCCUUCACAAUCUCUCUCGUCCUUCCACCUAUAAUUCCAAACUAGGGCCGCUUCACGAAGUACCCUCUCCCAACCUCAACUACAGCCCACCCUUUAACCUCAACUUUGCUUUCGAUCCAGCUCCAAUACCCCUUCCUUCAACAUGCCCGCCGAGUCCAAGACCCUUGAAGUCCACUGGCCAUCCCGCAACGAUCGUCAAUCUCUAUGGGAAAGAAAUCUGGCCUUCGUUCAGUGAUAUCAAGGAUGGCCAGGUUGUAGUUGCGCGCGUCGGAGAUGGUAUCAAUCUUGAUGUGCCUGCUCAACAAGGUCACUCUGGUGGUCAAGGCCAAAGAUAUGACGCAAUCAUCAGAGCUCCUCCUGAGGCCCCCACUGCAGAGGAGAAGAAGAAACAGAAGAAAGCGCGCGAUCGUGCUCGAUACCGCGCCAACAAGAAGGCGAAAGCACAGGCAAGUGCAACUGAGAAGGAAACUCUCGUAUGCAAAGACCGCGUCGCUGCACGAGCUGCAGUGCAGGAGCUAGCUCAGAGCAACGGACCCAUGUUAUAA